Glarea lozoyensis ATCC 20868 is the source of this 1527-nucleotide messenger RNA. Its product is annotated as MFS general substrate transporter. Gene Ontology annotation, biological process: transmembrane transport. Gene Ontology annotation, molecular function: transmembrane transporter activity. NCBI's taxonomy places the organism in Eukaryota, Fungi, Ascomycota, Leotiomycetes, Helotiales, Helotiaceae. The transcript is spliced from 2 exons. The record is from RefSeq and is a predicted model, not a curated record. Gene Ontology annotation, cellular component: membrane. Bases 1 to 1527 code for a protein of 508 amino acids.
AUGACUUCUCAUGCUUUUGGUGCCUUCAUUGAGGUGGAUUCUUCCACCAGCAAUGGCAAGACAUCAGAACAUGUGAUUCCUGUCGCGCCUCAGAAAGCACUUCCCAGGAUUUACCACUCUAUGCCUCAUACGCCGAGUGAAAUUGAGUUGGAUACUAUUCAGUGGGGAGAAAGGCUUAAUGGCCCAUCAAAAUCGGGCACCUCGACGCCUACGGGAUAUCAGACCCCUCGAACACCAUUCGACAUUGAAAGUAGACCUGUAUCUCCUGUUCACGAAGUGGAAGCUAUGCAGAGCUUCUCAAAUCCACCCAUGAAUCGGUUUCGACUAUUGGCAGUGUGUUUGAUGAAUUUUGGCAAUGGCUUGAACGACUCGGCUCCCGGUGCCCUCAUUCCGUACUUAGAAACACACUAUAACAUCGGUUAUGCAAUUGUGUCUUUGAUCUUCGUUACAAACGCUGUUGGUUUCAUUUCAGCUGCCUUCUUUGUCGAUGCCAUUCGAGCACGCUUUGGCCGAGCGAAGACACUCAUGAUUGCACAAUCCUUAAUGGCUACUGGCUAUAUACCUAUCGUUUGCACGCCACCUUUCCCUGUUGUCGUUGCCUCGUUCUUCUUUCUCGGGGUGGGUAUGGCGAUCAAUCUAGCCAUAUCUAACGUCUUUGCCGCCAAUCUUCACAACAGCACGAAAAUGCUGGGCUCCAUGCAUGGGUCAUAUGGUAUAGGAGGUACCAUCGGUCCGCUCAUGGCAACUGGCAUGGUAGCAACCGGUCACUUGAUGUGGAGUCGGUUUUAUCUUAUUACACUCGGCGUCACUCUCUUCAAUCUCGCCUUUGCAGGAUGGUCUUUCUGGCACUAUGAGGAAGAAUCUGGCCAUACCCUUUUGACUACUCUCGAACAAACCACUUCUCGUACUCAAAACGCACAACCAGCACAAAAGACCGGCAUGUUCACUAGCAUGGGAAAUGCACUGAAAUCCAAGACAGUUAUCCUAGGAUCCCUAUUCAUUUUUGCUUAUCAAGGAGCAGAAGUCUCUAUUUCCGGUUGGGUUAUCUCUUUCCUCAUCACCUUCCGGAAUGGUGAUCCUGCAUCUGUUGGAUAUGUCACUGCUGGUUUCUGGGCUGGAAUCACUCUCGGACGCUUUUUGCUCUCCCACCCCGCCCACAAAAUUGGAGAAAAGGUCUUCGUCUAUGGCGUUGUCGUUGGGGCUGCCGCUUUUCAACUUUUGGUAUGGCUCGUUCCAAACGUGAUCGGAAAUGCUGUAGCUGUGUCAAUUGUUGGACUCCUGCUUGGACCGGUCUAUCCUUGCGCGACAGUCAUAUUCUCCAGAGCGAUCAACCGUAAAGAUCAAGUCAGCAGUUUGAGCGUCAUUAGUGCUUUUGGGAGUUCGGGUGGUGCAGUAGCUCCCUUCACGACUGGUAUUUUGGCACAGGCUGCCGGUACUUUUGUUUUGCAUCCUAUUGCUAUCGGGCUUUUUGGGAUCAUGCUGAUCUGCUGGUUCUGCUUGCCAAACCCAAGGAAGCGUACUGAGUAG